Messenger RNA from Dermacentor andersoni, 1391 nucleotides. Its product is annotated as isatin hydrolase-like. Gene Ontology annotation, molecular function: arylformamidase activity. Lineage: Eukaryota; Metazoa; Arthropoda; Arachnida; Ixodida; Ixodidae. The record is from RefSeq and is a predicted model, not a curated record.
AUCUAUUUUCACCUGCAUGUGAAUUCUUUGUAGCGUCAGGUUAAUGAUGUUCAAUCUGAAGCCUGAUUAUUGGAAGGUCUUUGCUUCAGAUGCGCGACGUUGGAUACUGCCUGCUGUGCUUGGUGUGUGUGGCAGCGUGUAUCUACUGCGUAGUUCGCGUCACGCAAUAUGAAGAUGGAGCGAAGCACUCCUCUAAAGGGCCUCCCCAACUGAAGAAUGCCGUGGUUGUUGAUUUGACAAACAAUUACACCAAUGACACUAUAUACUGGAAAGACGGCGAAUCCUUUCAUCUAGAUAUAGAAGUUUUUCCAGGCCCUGGGAACCAAUGGGGACAGAUCGACACCAUCUCGGAAGCAACACACGGUGGUACACAUAUAGACGCCCCGUUGCACUGCGCCAAGGGUGGGUGGUCUGUGGCCGACAUCCCCAUCGAGCGUCUCAUGUACGUGCCCAUUGUGAAGAUAGACAUCCGGCCACAGGCAGAAGCUGAUCCCAACUACAGUGUCACUGUGUCCGACAUACGGGACUGGGAAAAUCGCCACGGAAGAGUUCCUGAUGGCUGCCUCUUUUUUGUCGAUACGGGACAGUGCCGAUUCUGGCCCAAUCGGACAGCAUACAUGGGACUGGACGAGAACGGAGACCGACACUAUCCCUCCAUCACACCCGAAGCAGCCACGUUUCUGACAAGCGAGCGGCGGCCAUACGGUAUGGGCGUGGACGGGCCUUCGCUGGAUCACUACCCGGAGCUCAACGUGCACAGAAUCCUUGCCGCUGCUAGCUUGUACACCACCGAGAACUUGGCCUGUCUGUCACGUGUGCCGGCCACGGGGGCAAUUGGCGUUGUCCUUCCCAUGAAAAUAUUGGGUGCUAGUGGAGCUCCCGUACGCGUGGUGGCAACGCUACCCUAAUACCCUAACACGAACUUUGCUGGUUCCUCCACAUCUCUCUGCAACGUGAAUCUGCAACAAAAAGAGAAAGAAAACAACAGAAGGACUUAGGUCCGAGUUUACAAACAUUUUUGACCACAAGGGAUGUUUGUCAUAAGCCGGACCUUCGCUACAUAUGCAUCACAAUUGGCUGGCAUUUGCUCUUACGAACAUUUCUAGCAAUUGCGAACUUCUUUUAGUGAUAGCCAGCCCUGGCAUUCUUUGAAUUGCAGUACAGAUUUUUUCAUCCCACCUAAUGUUAUUCAAGGAUUGAUUGAGAGAGGAAUAAAUUGGGAAGUGUGCUUUCGAUGUUGCAACGAUUGCAUUGAGAAUGGAAUUAAGGAUUUGGAUGUAUUAGUCUGUGUAAUUGUGACGCUUACUUCAAUUAUUUUUUCCUUGGGGCUCUUGCGCAUUCCUGGGCUUGUAAAUUCGUGCAAUGAAAUGUACUUUGCUUCGUUAAGUACA